Phialemonium atrogriseum is the source of this 2069-nucleotide messenger RNA. RefSeq names its product general substrate transporter. Lineage: Eukaryota; Fungi; Ascomycota; Sordariomycetes; Cephalothecales; Cephalothecaceae. The transcript is spliced from 5 exons. Gene Ontology annotation, biological process: carbohydrate transport; transmembrane transport. Gene Ontology annotation, cellular component: membrane. Gene Ontology annotation, molecular function: carbohydrate:proton symporter activity. The coding region runs from base 296 to 1903 and encodes 535 amino acids. The record is from RefSeq and is a predicted model, not a curated record.
AGCCGCGCUAUUUGCAACCAUGGUGGAGUCUGGAGAUUGUGAAGCGAAAGACUCCUCAAUCAGGGCCCGAGGAGUCUGGAGUCUGUGGAGUCUGGAGAUUGUGGCGUCCAGUGCCACCCCCGCAAAAGAUAUCAAUAUCACUUCCUUUGAGCACUGGAGAGCGGAGGUUGAGUGCUACAUAAGAACGUGGCAUCGCGGCCUCUCUCUGCGACCAUGCAACCUGCCCUGCCUUCUUACUCAGAGUGGACAUCAGAGUUGAAUCUUUAGUCCUGAUAAGCUCGUUCUCGUCAGCAACAUGGGUAUCAUGGGCAUCAACUUCCACAAGCCACGCCUCCUGUCAGAGAUGACAUGGCGGGUGCUUGGGAUAUACAUGUUUGUUUCGUUCGGCUCCUUUAACUUCGGCUUCGAUCUUGCAUGGUGGUCGUCCUGCCUCGGCCUUCAACAGUUUGCCGAUGACUAUGGUGUCCCUAAGGGUCCUGGACAGCCGAAUGUGAUCCCAGCCUCGUGGCAGUCUGCUGGCACCGGCACGCCCAAUGCGGGCAUGGCCUUGGGCUGUAUUGCCGGAGGAUAUUGCAGCGCCUAUCUGGGGCGGAAGAAGACCAUUGUCGUGCUUUCCAUCAUCUCCAUCAUUGGUGUGGUUAUUCAGUGCGCUGUUCCGUCCUACUGGGGUAUUGUUGUCGGCCGCACCAUUAACGGUCUCUCGAUGGGCAUGGAAGCCAACGUCAUCCCGACCUACAGCGCCGAACUGGCUCCUCCUGCUAUCCGGGGUUCGCUUGUCAAUUUUUACCAGUGGUGGCAGAUUGUCGGCAACAUCGUCUCGGCCAGCUGCAUCUACGGCACGUCCAGGACCUUGACCGGACAGUGGCAGUACAGGCCCGUCAUGAUUGCCCAAGCCGCGGUUCCCGUCAUCCUUCUGUGCGGUAUCUGGUUUAUGCCCGAGUCGCCCAGAUGGCUCCUCAUGAAAAGCCGCCGCGCCGACGCCGAGAAAGCCCUCGCCUCCCUCCGCAAAGGCCAAGCAACCUCGCAAGAAGUCUCGUACGAACUGAGCCUCAUCGAGACGGCGCUCCAGGAGCAGCUGGAUCUCUCGGCCAACACCACGUACCUCGACUGCUUCAAGGGCUCCAACCUGCGGCGCACCCUCAUCGCGGUGCUCGUGCAGCUCAUGCAGCAGAUCCAGGGCAACGCCUUCAUGAACAACUACCUCGUCCUGUUCCUGCAGCGCAUCGGCAUCCAGAACAGCCUGCAGAUCUACAUCGCGCAGAACGCAACCCAGCUGGGCGGCAUCACGCUAGCCUUCUACGCGACCGACAAGAUCGGCCGGCGGCCCAUCCUCAUCGUGUCGGCCUUCUUCAUGGGCGUGCUGAUGUGGGUCGUCGCGGGGCUCGGGUCGUACACGCACGUCCAGGGCGCCAAGGCGCAGGGCUGCGUCGGCGCCAUCCUCAUCUACCAGGCCAUCGCCGGCGGCUGCUGGGGCAGCUGCACGUGGAUCACCACGGCCGAGGCCGCGGCGGCGGCGGUCAGGGAGAAGACCAUCAUGACGGCGACGUUUGUGAGCUUCUGCAUGGUGCUGCUGAUCACCUACGUCAAUCCCUACGUGCAGGACGAGGGAUACGGUAACCUCGGAGGCCGCGUCGGGUUCGUGUACGGAGGUUGCUCCUUCUUGGCGCUCGUCUGGGCAUAUUUCUUCUUGCCGGAGCUCAAGGGGAGGAGCUUGGAGGAGUUGGACGAGAUGUUCGCCGCACGGGUACCGACGAGGAAGUUCAAGAAGUACGUCUGCACCGGCAUCGGCGCGGAUAUCACGAGGCUGCAGGACAGGAAUGCCGGUGCGCAUGCAAAGGAACUCAGUGUUGAGCCUGAUAUGGUGGAGGAAGAGGUUACUGGGGACCCCGAGAAGCGUGGAUAACUGCUUGUUUGAUAUGCUUGCUAGGAGACACACGGAGAAGAGAGCGUGAGCGAGAGCGAGAGCUGCAGAGACAGGAAGACAAAGAGACAACGAGACAGCGAGACAGAGAACGGAGACAGUGAGAUAAGCCGUAAUAGUUUUUUAAUCCACACCCCUCAUAUCCUUC